AUCCAUUCUGCACUGGCAGCGGGUUGAGCGCGGAUUCUUUCUGCUGCGACCGUAAACCUGCGUGGUGGUUGUUCGGCUAGGAACGCUUCCUGAGGGCCCGGGGCGGUGCACGCGCGCUGAUGGGGCACUGAGCGCGGCCCGUCGUAGGGACCGGAGGAGCUGGCGCUGCUCGGUUGAAAACUUCUCUGUCUCCCUCUCCGCUCCCCCUUUUUCUCUCUGCUUCCUCCCCCUCCUACUGCGUCUGUGACUCUGCAGCUUGCCUCUUCUUGGGCUGCUUCUCGCCCUUCCCGCUGUCUGUCGCUUUGCUGCCUGCCGGCGUCGAACCGGAGCGGCCGCUCCUGUGCGGAAGCAGCUCACUAGCAAAAGGCAGAGUCGUCAGUCGCCGGCGAUCCCGCACAGGGUCCUGUGCGAGCGAAGGAGGAGCGCGCAGCCCAGGAACCUGUCUGCCAGGGCGAGUGGGAAGAUCAGCUCUUAGAUAAUAAACAAGAACAGAAUGGGAAAACAGAACAGUAAAUUGAGACCUGAAGUGCUCCAGGAUCUCCGAGAGAAUACCGAAUUCACAGACCAUGAGCUUCAAGAGUGGUACAAAGGCUUCCUAAAAGAUUGCCCAACUGGCCAUUUGACUGUUGAUGAAUUCAAAAAGAUAUAUGCUAACUUCUUCCCAUACGGUGAUGCCUCAAAAUUUGCAGAACACGUGUUCCGCACUUUUGAUACCAAUGGCGAUGGGACAAUAGACUUCCGGGAAUUUAUAAUUGCACUAAGUGUUACAUCUCGAGGAAAGCUUGAACAGAAGCUGAAAUGGGCAUUUAGCAUGUAUGACCUUGAUGGCAAUGGUUACAUUAGCCGUGCCGAAAUGCUUGAAAUAGUGCAGGCAAUCUACAAAAUGGUGUCUUCAGUCAUGAAAAUGCCAGAGGAUGAAUCAACUCCAGAGAAACGAACAGAUAAAAUCUUCAGACAGAUGGAUACCAAUAAUGACGGUAAACUAUCUCUUGAAGAGUUUAUUAAAGGUGCCAAGAGUGAUCCCUCGAUUGUGCGGUUGCUACAGUGUGAUCCAAGCAGCGCAAGUCAGUUUUAAUUAAACUCUGGACAGUUUGCAAAGAAAAUUACUGGCUUGUUCAAGCUUUGCUCAUAAAUGGAUGCCUUCAACCAUUCCUCGGUGGUUAGUGGAUGAAACUCCAUUGCUGGAUUGUCUCUGUAUCCAAGUGAAAAAAGAGCCUCACUCCUCUCAUCAGCUGUGAUACGACUCCUCUUUUUGGUAUUCCAGUUCUCCUUUUCAUUCAACAUCAUGUUAGGACUCCCAGUACACAUUGGAUGUAAUGGAAGGGUAUGUUUGUAUGCAAGUUAAAAGAGGGGUUAUGGCACAUCUCUCGGUCAAUCUACAUGGAUAGCUUUGGUAACUCUGAAAAGAUACUGUAUGUACUUUUUGCCUGCUAUAACAGCAGCAAACGACAGGCAGUUUAUGUCCCAGAAAAAGCCUAUAAAAUGUGGAAUAAAUUAAGCAGAUUUUUUUUUUAAAAAUAGCAUGACUCCAGUUUCCUUCCCAUAAGGAAAAUUGCUUGCACUUGCAUAAUGGUCUUUCCAGUACGCACACAUACACACAUAUUCAUGCGUGUGUGUGUGUGUGUGUAAUAUUUUUGAAGUAAAAAAUUAAUAUUUAGGUCAUAUUUAUAUAUCAAGUAGACUUCAUCCUUCAUUUCUUCUAGUUGUCCAUGAUUAUUUUUUUUAAAAAAGGAUUAUGAUAUUUAUGCAUAGUAAAGUUGCCAUUAAGGCACUGCAUGAUUAGCUGUUUGUGGGUAUAUCACUGUUUUAAUUACUGGUUGCAACACUUUGUCCAUUUCUGCUGUUGACUGUUCCCGUGUUUACUGUGUUUAAUGAAGACUAAAGGGGAAUCAUUCUGCUUCUGUGCUUCACAGUGAAGGGCCACUCGCUGUGGCUACAACAUUUUAAAAGGCUUUUGAGCGAGGUGAGGUAAUUUGACAAGCAUUUGCUAUGAUCCUCCUACCAAUUUGUGGCUGUCCAUCUCUGUUAAUCGUCUUGUGCAUUCCAGUGUUAUUUAAUAUCUGCCUAAUGCCAAGAAAUGCUGGUUGAAAUAAAAAUGAAUUUUCUUGUU
Molecule: messenger RNA, 2110 nt
Organism: Candoia aspera
Lineage: Eukaryota; Metazoa; Chordata; Lepidosauria; Squamata; Candoiidae
Gene: HPCAL1
Product: hippocalcin like 1
Exons: 5
Coding region: 494-1075 (193 amino acids)
Molecular function (GO): calcium ion binding
Source: RefSeq, a predicted model, not a curated record